AUGACUCCUGUUCACUUUGCUUUCUCUUCGGCUUUUAUAUUGGGCCUUACUGGCCUGGCCUUUCAUCGAACCCACCUGCUAUCCGCCCUCCUCUGCCUUGAAGGAAUAAUACUAUCUUUAUUUAUUGCCCUGUCUCUCUGAACCCUACAAUUAGACUCGACAAACUUCUCCGGGGCCCCCAUGCUUCUUCUGGCCUUCUCAGCUUGUGAAGCAAGCGCAGGUCUUGCCCUUCUAGUCGCUGCUGCACGAACACACGGGACAGACCACCUCCAAAACCUGAACCUGCUACAAUGCUAA
Messenger RNA from Gasterosteus aculeatus aculeatus (three-spined stickleback), 297 nucleotides. Lineage: Eukaryota; Metazoa; Chordata; Actinopteri; Perciformes; Gasterosteidae. The record is from the annotation of a RefSeq genome assembly.